Molecule: messenger RNA, 1765 nt
Organism: Hyalella azteca
Lineage: Eukaryota; Metazoa; Arthropoda; Malacostraca; Amphipoda; Hyalellidae
Product: phenoloxidase-activating factor 3-like
Exons: 4
Coding region: 1-453 (150 amino acids)
Biological process (GO): proteolysis
Molecular function (GO): serine-type endopeptidase activity
Source: RefSeq, a predicted model, not a curated record
AUGGCAUCAACCGGCUGGUGUCAGCCUGAUGGCAUCAACCGGCUAGUGUCAUCCUGGUGGCAUCAACCUGCUGGUGUCAACCUAUCAGAUCAACCAGGGAACACGAAGCGACACUCAAUGAAUAAUGCUACGGGGGGGUCGCCGUCCCCCGUGCUGCUGGCGGUGCCGCAGCGCAUCCUCGACGCCGUCGUCUGCCGCCGCCUCUUCGGCAAAUACUUCAAGCCGUCCAUGCUGUGUGCCGGGGGCGUCAAGGGCGAGGACUCUUGUCAGGGGGACUCGGGAGGCCCCCUGUUCGUACGCACCCCCACGGGGGGACACGAAGUCGUGGGGAUCGUCAGCUUCGGGGACAACUGCGCCACAGGAGCGCCCGCCGUCUACACUAAAGUCGCCAGUUUUUUGCCGUGGGUUGAGGACAACAUUGCGGAUGGGAUGAUGUGCACCCCACCGGGAUGACGGAGGGGUGAAAAGAGAGGUCUCUGUCUCCUGAAGAGGUCUCGGAUCUACCCACCCCUUCUCUACUAUCUACUUGGCUACAACUCGAACUACCGUAGCAUUAGGAAGUAUAGAAACUGCUGCUUUAGAAGUUAGAUUAAACCUAGGUAUAUAGAUUAGCUUGAAAUGUACAAUUUAAAAUCUCGGAUCUACCCACCCCUUCUCUACUAUCUACUUAACUACAACUCGAACUACAGCAGCUGAACGAAGUAUAGAAACUGCUGCUUUAGAAGUUACAUAAAACAUAGGUUUAUAAUUUAGCUUGAAAAUGUACAAUUUAAAAUCUCGGAUCUACCUCUUCCCUAUUCUCUACUAUCUACAUACUUAGCUACAACUCGAACUACAGCAGCUUUAAGAAGUAUAGAAACUGCUGCUUUAGAAGUUACAUAAAACUUAGGUUUAUAAUUUAGCUUGAAACUGUACAAUUUAGAAGUUUAAAGACGUGCUUGGUUUGCUGGACAUGGGCUGUUGUUUGGGUGAUGAAUGGGUCAUGAAGUAACUUCGGUGUGUUACUAGCUUGCGGGCGGAGAAGGUUUGAGUUUUCAUUUAAGAACUUAUUUAUAUAUAGUUUAUAGUUUUUAUAUUAUAAUUAAUUGAAAUUUAGGUUAAUUGGUAACAUAGGUCAAUUGAAUGAUGUAAUAUUUACGAUAAUGAUUAAAUGCACGUUUAGCUUAUUAUUAAAUUGAUUAUUAGAGUUCGCCUAAUUUUUAGCACUUCGGAAUGAUUAAAAACUUACCGAGAAAACGUGAACUGAAAUCUGCGAAGGGAAUUUUGUUAAUCAAAAUUCUUUUGGAGAAAAUUUAUGACUGUUAUUGAAGGAGGUGGAAUGGGAAAUUAUUAGGUGAACCUAAGCAGUAAUGUAAUUAUGAUAACUAACUAAUAAUAAAUAGGCGAUUGUAUCAUCAAAAAUUUCGACGAUUAUUUUAUUGGGCGUGGAGACGUGUGACUGGAUGAAGAUCAGCGCCAAUACACGAGAGUCAAAAAUCCUCAUCAUUAACACUGAAGAAUCACCAAAUGUGCGUUCAAUGAAACAAUAGUCUUCAUAGAACCUUCCUUACAGUAUGUUAUACACACAAGCUCGAUUCUCACGUAUUGGUUCGGUCGAGGUAUGAGAGUCUUCGUUCAACUUUAUCCAAUCAUCCGUCUUCUGCGUUUUGAAUGAUUGGACUUAUUGGUUAAGAUGAGGCGCGUCACCGAAUGAUUGGACGCUUUCCAGUAGCCGGGCGUACGCAAUUCAUUUGAUUUGUGCGGUUAAUGAGCGCUAAUAUAUAAA